This is a messenger RNA of Biomphalaria glabrata, 1661 nucleotides long. Its product is annotated as tRNA (adenine(58)-N(1))-methyltransferase non-catalytic subunit TRM6-like. The transcript has 12 exons. The record is from RefSeq and is a predicted model, not a curated record. Gene Ontology annotation, biological process: tRNA methylation. Bases 225 to 1532 code for a protein of 435 amino acids. Lineage: Eukaryota; Metazoa; Mollusca; Gastropoda; Planorbidae. Gene Ontology annotation, cellular component: nucleus; tRNA (m1A) methyltransferase complex.
ACUUCCUGGAAUUUAAUCUAGAUCUAGACUCAAGUGACUAGUCACUCUAGAUCAAGAGACUUAGAGUCUAUAAUCUUAUUCUAGAUCUAUAGAUCUAGAUCUUUAUCUUGUCUACCCACUCUUAAAUAGAUUUGAUGCAGUAUUGAAUAAAAUCCACUAUAAACUAAAAUUACUCUAUCUAAUUAGCUAGAUAUCUAAUAAAUUAAAACAAUAACAAUCAAUCAAUGCCAAUGGCAAAUAAUAUAAUUGCUGAUGGUGACCACGUUAUUUUCAAACGUGAUGGUACAUGCAGGGUAUUUCAGAUCAAGCCUGAUCGGCAGGCUUAUUUUGAAAAGGUCAAGUUCACUGUCAAUGACUUAAUAGGUCAGCAAUUUGGUUCAACUUUUAAAGUGGAUAGAGGAAACCUUGUGAAACUAUCAGAAACAAAAGUUCUAGAACUAGAACAAGUUGCGUCAGAGCCAGGGGCAGACAAUCGCAAUCUAUUAGACUCAGAAAGUAAUCAAAAAAUGAGAUUAGAGGAUAUACAAAAAAUGAAAAGUGAUGGACUUUCUGGAGAGAAAAUUAUAGAAGAGCUGGUUGAAAACAGUGAAACAUUUGAUAGCAAGACGAGUUUCUCUCAAGCUAAAUAUCUCAAGAAGAAGAAGAAGAAACAUUUACAGAUGUUUACUGUCUUGAGACCUACAGCAAGACUUGUCAUGGAGAUAUUUAGCAAAGAACCUGCAAAAAUUUGCUUCUUACGCCCUGAUACUGUAUCUCAGAUAUUGAACUUUAGUAAUGUUAUGUAUGGUAGUAAUGUUGCGGUUGUAGAGACUUGCCAGGGACUAGUGCUGGCUUGUGUCUUGGAGAGACUUGGAGGUCAUGGUAAAGUGAUUCACAUUGUUCCCAAUACAAGUGAUACUCUAUGUAGACAAGUCAUGAACUAUUUCAACUUGACUAAAGAUCAGUUAGACCAUUUCUAUUCUGUGCCAAUAACCUGCUUGAAAGUAGAGACAGAUGGUACUCAACACAAGUCAUUGAACAUAAAUAGUAGCACAGAAAUACCCGGAGACACACUCGUGUCAUAUUCUAGAACAGAAUUACCAGCAAUAGAAAUGUUACCAGAUAGGACUGAUGAUGUCAACGAAGCAGAAAAGUCUGACAUAAUGACGGAGGAGAAAGAGGCAGAAAAGAAAAAAAGAGAAGUGAAAAGAGAAGAAAAACAAAAGAGGCAAGAAGCUGCUGCUGCAUUAAUACAAAAUAAAAAGUUAGACAGUUUGAUCAUUGCAUGUAAAUACAAUCCUCUACCAGUAGUGAAGAAACUAAUUCAAUUCCUGCCACCAUCUCGCUGUGUUGUUGUUUACUGUCAGUAUAUAGAGCCUCUAGUUGAAUGUUACACUUGGAUCAAAGAGCAGCAAGUUGGUUGUCAGUUGAAGUUCUCAGAAACUUGGUGCAGAGACUACCAGGUGUUACCAAAUCAAACCCAUCCAGUGAUCAACAUGAGUGGAACUGGGGGCUAUCUCUUGACUUACACAACAGUCAGCAAGUUGUCUUGAUGUCUUCAUUGCAACACAACAGUCAGCAAGUUGUCUUGAUUGAAUGUCAGUCAAUAAAUUGAUUUACACAACAGUCAGCAAGUUGUCUUGAUUGAAUGUCAGUCAAUAAAUUGAUUUACACAACAGUCA